Messenger RNA from Metarhizium album ARSEF 1941, 2304 nucleotides. RefSeq lists its product as uncharacterized. The coding region runs from base 1 to 2304 and encodes 767 amino acids. The transcript has a single exon. The record is from RefSeq and is a predicted model, not a curated record. NCBI's taxonomy places the organism in Eukaryota, Fungi, Ascomycota, Sordariomycetes, Hypocreales, Clavicipitaceae.
AUGGCUCGUCUGGCCUCAUCCAGCACGGGGUUCACGGCGUCAUCAGGAGAUGACGCCGACGUUUCUCUGUCACCUCUGGAUCCCUACGCACCCAACUUCCAUCGCCGAAGCCAUACAGGCGUGGACGGGCCUCGCCGUGCUGACAAAACGUUGAAUCGAUCCUGCUCGGACUUUCAGUCACAUGGCGUCAGCAGCAACCUCUACGCUGGCGACUUGCAUGACACAAUGUGGUUUGGAGCGAAACUUCGUGCUCGUCGAGCCAAAGACGACGUGGCUGCUCUAGUGGAUUUUCUGAAGAAUCAUCCGCCGCCGCCUGACAACUUCAUGUCAGUACCAUACGAGGAUGAGGUGGAUAGCCGCGGAAGGUGGUCCAAGAUCAAGAAAAUGGGACGGAGGAGUAGGUCGAUGCCCAAGCAACCCCGACACAUCCAACUACCAGACUCGGCAGUUGCAGGCGUCACCACUGGAGGGCAUAGACACAUCGCCAUCUCGAUUCCGAUUGAAGCAACUCCGUAUGGGUUGGAGACACGGUCUCAGUAUCCUGUCUUCACUCACGACAUGCAAAUGGGGACACCAAGCAAAGAAUCGAUCAGGACGUUCAGGAAUUCAAAGGGCGUUGUUACCGUUCUGCGACCCUUGACCCAGGUGUACGAAUCCGAUGCUGGCUCGGUUACUAAAUCUCGAUGCUCAGAUCUGAACUCCCAGGGACGCCGUCCUCCUCCAUUACCGCCGCACAAGCCCACGAACAGCUUGACAUGCCAACCCUACGAUUACAUUGGGACUCUCCCAACGAAAUUCGAUUCGCCAUUACUUGAUGACAGCUCGGCGCCAUGGCACAUCCCGCCAACUUCCUCGAAAGACGAAGGCGCGGCAAGCAAACAAAAUCCGGCAGCGUUUCGCCUCUCGUCCUGUCCCGCUCGAGCUUCUAGCACGGCUGGCAAUCGAUCGGUGAGAUAUCCGCCAUCUAUUGAUGGCUUAAUAUCACCGCAGGGUCAGAUUGCGGAAGCGAGCAAUCGUGCGUGGCUGAGAUACUUUCCCAACUCGUUCGCCGAUGCUCCACAACGGGCACAUUCGUCAAAGAACAGAAAGCCUUUGGAAAGGACCACUAUUGCUGCUAGAAGGUCAGAAUCAGGGCCGGCGUACAACAGAGACUUUGGCCCGGCACCGAGCCGGUAUAAUAGUCAAACGCGGGAAACAGCCCCAACAACAGAUGGUCUUGGCCCGUCACAGGAAGAGGACCAUCGACCCACAAGCUCAGGUUCAGCGCGCAGCAGAAAAGAUAAAGUCAGAGAGAAGAAGCGACGCGACAUUGAGGCGGCCAUGUGGAAAGUAAAAGUGAAAGCUCAGCAGCAAAAAGAUGCUUCCCAUGCGAUGCAGCGACCAUCAAUUGCCCAGCCAUCGGCGCGACCAGCUGCAAAGGCUUCAGAUGAGGCGUCAACUGCUCUGCCGAGCCCGUUAACCUUGGCCUUGAGUGAUCUCAUGGUGGUGAUGGAUGUCGAGCCGUACUCUGUCGACGACGAAAAGGACGAACCUGUCCGACCAAAGACCGCGCCUGCAAUGGAGUCUCGGGAGGAGAGUUCGGAGACACGAGUGUCCCCAACCGCUGUCGAAAAACCAAGUAACACUGCCGCACUGUCGAUGUCCACGCGUGAGCCCCAGUCACAGCAAGGUGGCGCGUCAGACCGCACGUCUCUGACCCGUCGACGGGAAUGGAAGGCUGUCAGGGAACAGGAGCGGAGGGCACGCGAUGCCAUGGCAGUGGCUAGAGCAAGAGCACAACAAUUGGCCUCGGGUGGGUUGGCAUAUGAGAACGGCGCGGUUUCCCAGGCAGACAAGGAGGUGAUGCGCUUGUAUGAAGCACACAGGGAGCAUCGGUUGCGAGACAUGGAGCGCCGGCUCAGUAGAUUGGAGCGCAAUGGGGAUGUCUGGCUACAAGCCCUUGUGCCUGUUUUGGAGCACAUGAACAGGACCGUGGCAUCUUCCAGGGACGGACCAAUAGAGGACAUUGGGAACUGGGCCUCGGAUGGCAAGGCUUCGGGCAUGACGGCAAGAAAUGGCCAGGUUGCGGAGACGAAGCGGCUGACGCGGCGCCCUAGCUCAUCGCACGCCAGACUGCUAGGAAGGCUGACGGAUUAUCCAUGCUACGACGAUGGGUGGAGUGGCAGUGCGAGCAGGAUAGCCGACGCAAGCGGGCUGGGGACGAUUGAGCCGCUGAUGAGGGAGUUGGCGGGAGAGGCAAGGCGGCGGCAGGAAACGACGCAAUCGCCAGUGGCGACGAAUGGCGGACAGUUUCAUGCCAUGUGA